Messenger RNA from Gekko japonicus, 561 nucleotides. RefSeq names its product putative ferric-chelate reductase 1. Gene Ontology annotation, molecular function: oxidoreductase activity, acting on metal ions. NCBI's taxonomy places the organism in Eukaryota, Metazoa, Chordata, Lepidosauria, Squamata, Gekkonidae. The record is from RefSeq and is a predicted model, not a curated record. The transcript is spliced from 7 exons. The coding region runs from base 1 to 561 and encodes 186 amino acids.
AUGGUAUUUGCUAGGUACUUGAAGUCCAUAAAAAAGCCUCUUCUGGGAAAAGAUAUUUGGUUUCAGAUUCACUUCUGGAUGAUGUUGCUAACUGUAGCUGCAACAAUAACUGCUUUCGUAUUGGCCUUUGUAGCAGUAAAAGGAUGGAGUAGUUGGGCACAAACUCAUGCCAUUAUUGGAUGCAUCGUUAUGGUUCUGUGUUUCUUUCAGCCACUGAUAGCUUUUUUCCGUCCUUCUCCUCAAAACAACAGGAGGUUCAUUUUUAAUUGGUUUCACAUGCUAAAUGCAUUAGUCAUCAAAGUAUUGGCAGAUGCUGACCUAUUUCUGGGUCUAAAAAUGCUCAACUCUCCUGACCACUGGAUGGUUAAAACCAUGGGCGGCUUUGUGGGAUGGGAGGCAUUAAUAGCCAUCACACUGGAUGUAAAUCUCUGGUUGAAAAAAAGAGAAAUUUAUGACGAUUCACAAGCAAAGGUGAAAAGUGAAGUACUACUGCUGCUAAUAUAUCUGUGUGGCAGUCUGGCGUUUGUAAUAGCACUCCUUGUGGGUAUUGGAAAAAGUUAA